This is a messenger RNA of Musa acuminata AAA Group (dessert banana), 669 nucleotides long. RefSeq lists its product as uncharacterized. The record is from RefSeq and is a predicted model, not a curated record. NCBI's taxonomy places the organism in Eukaryota, Viridiplantae, Streptophyta, Magnoliopsida, Zingiberales, Musaceae. Gene Ontology annotation, molecular function: nucleic acid binding; RNA-DNA hybrid ribonuclease activity. The coding region runs from base 1 to 669 and encodes 222 amino acids. The transcript has a single exon.
AUGGAUGUUAGACCUUGUGUGUUCUGUGGUUCUCAAGCAGAUAGCUUAUUUCAUCUGUUCUCCGACUGCCAGUUUGCUCAUUCUGUUUUCUCUAUCCUAAAGCACAAGUUGGAUAUUUCAUUUAGAUUUUAUGAUCAAUGGCAUAUUGGAUCUUGGCAUAGGGAAGGAUUCGAUUUGGGUAAACAAUCUUGUUUAACCCUUAGAGCCCUUAUUGCUUAUGCCUUUUGGAUGAUCUGGAAGGCCCGCAAUGAUGUCCUCUUUAGUGGUAAACUGGUUGCCCCUUGCAGCGUAUUCUGCAAGGUGGUAGCAUGUGUUGCUACACAUUCUGUUCGGAUCCCGCCUGAGAGCACCCCCGGCCCUCCUAACCAGAUUUUGGUUGUGUGGAGCCCGCCGAAUGUGGGUUGGUGUAAAUUGAAUGUGGAUGGAGCUUAUUGUAAGGAUUCUGGUCUAGGGGGUACGGGUUAUUUAAUCCAAAAUGACGCUGGUGAGUGUCUUGCUGCAGGGUGCAGGUUUUUGGAGAACAAGGACAGUCUUUAUGCGGAGAUGUUUGUCGUACUGGAGGGCCUUCGGCAUACUGCUGAUGAAGGGGUGAAAUCUAUUGUUGUUAGUCGGACUCGGCUAUCAUCAUCAAAACCCUCAACAAGGGAUCCCAACCACCUAGGAACCUAA